Molecule: messenger RNA, 2298 nt
Organism: Acytostelium subglobosum LB1
Lineage: Eukaryota; Evosea; Eumycetozoa; Acytosteliales; Acytosteliaceae
Exons: 1
Source: RefSeq, a predicted model, not a curated record
AUGUUGUUCAGGACAAUAAUCAAGACGCUUUGGACUAAAUCUACUGAUAUAAAGUUCAUUCAACUUUCAUUCUCAGUUCGUACAACUAUUGCGAUGAAGUACGAUCAUUGGGUCGAUGCAGCCGAAAUCAUAGAGUACAAUCACUUUGGUCUGCUACGCGACCGACUCAAACGCAACCUUUACAUCAAGUACGCACCCGAGCGCGCCAACAACAUGGUGUGUCGCGCCAACAAGAUCGACGGCGACACAUUCGCAGCAUUGUACAACAGAUACCAAGUACACUUCAAACAUUAUAAAGAGUACAAGAUGGCGAUCAAGUGGGACAACCUGGUUGUCGUGAAGACUCUGUUGCAUCAGACCUAUCCCGUAGCCUUCCCGCGAAACAAUAAGUUGCUGAUUCACGCCACCAAGUCGCUAUCGUACACCGUGCUCAAGUAUCUCAUCGACUCGGGAUUGUUUGAUUGUUCAGUGCUCUAUCGACCACAACUGGAAGAGGACGACCCUUCAAUCAAGCAUGUUAGUUGGAGCUCAGUGUUUGCCAACUCCCCUGAAUCAGUCAGAUACCUCCUCGACCCUGGCAACUUUGAUCAAACAUUCAUCGACCUUGUCCGACGAAAUGCAUGUCAACAUGUCGAGUUUAUAAUGAUGAGGGGCGAUAAGCAGUUGAUCGAUGAUCUAUUGUUUGACGCACUUGGCAAACCAUUGUUUGGCGAUCAACCAAUCAACAGUCAGAUGAUGUUGCUUGAAGCCACGCCCGAGGAACAGUUGGCGCACUUCCUUCGCUUCCUCCCCCUGGACAACACUAGAGUUGAGCGAGCAAGUGUACCGCUUGAUGUCAAUUCCAAUGACAUACUUUCGAUGGUCAAGGACUCCAUCCCAGAGUAUAUUCAGAUUGAUCCAACGUUGACUACAAAGGCUGUGGCAUUGAGUCACGAUCAGCUUCUAGUGUACAGGAUGCUCUUCCAAAUGGAAAUUGAAUGGAGGAAUCACAUCUCUGGUGACAGCUUAGUUUCAAUCAUCGUACGGCAUUAUCUGAAGACGGGGGAUUGCCAACUCUUGCCCAUGCUCUUCCACUCGCCACCAUGGAUCGUCCCCUCCGAGUUCCACAAGUACAUCUCUGGACUUUUCAACCUGCUCAUCAACUAUGGCAACGUUGCACAGACAGCGAUCAUCUACACAUUGCUGGCACAACUGCUCCAGACCAAUCAUUUGCAAGAUCUCAUGACUGUGUUCUUCGAUCCAACAAUGAUGUACCAUUCAUUCGCCAGUGCCAAGGAUGUGGCCAAAAGCUUCCAGGUCGUCAGAUACCUCAACGCACGCCACGUCGUCCAAACUGAUAUGGGAGUGCUCUGCAGGAAGUUCCUUGGCACGCCUGAGAUGUUACAGUUCCUAUUGUCCGACGCCAGCACAAUCUUCUCAAAGGACCUGAUCAUCAGCAACACGUUCUUUGGCAUCAGUCACAUCGAGUACAUCGUCCGCAACAGACCAGAAAUAAUGCGAUUGGUUCAUCACAACGAUCACCUCAUUCUAUUUUUGGCAUUCUUUGGACCUACCAACAACGAACUGCUCACCCAGCUCCUGGACCUCCUCACACCUGAGCAACUCUUGGCCAACUCUGCAAAGGGGCGCGUACAGACCGCGAUCGUGGCAUCAGCCAUGUCUAACUUGGACUUGAUCAAUGUGAUUGCCAAAAAGAUCCAAUUGAAUCGAGAUAAAGUGGCCUCCAAGGUGGGACGUGUUGGAGAUGUAGCACUAUUCCAAGCUGUGCUCGCACAUAUUGUCGCGCCAGAGGGCGAGGACCUGGAGACCACCCGACAAUCCUUUAUAUCCUCAGUUCUCGAAAAAGCCAUUGACCUACAUCAGAUGGCACUGGUCAAGCAUAUCUUUGAACAAUUUGGAGAUCUGGUCCUUAGUGCUCGUUCUUACAUUGGAACUACAGCGGCUCAUGGCAAUAUGGAGAUGUUGGCAUAUCUCUGGCAGGUGGACAAGUAUGAGGAGAUGGCCAAGUUGACUAAAGAUGCUAUCAAUGGUGGCCAAAUCCAGGCGUUGGACUGGUUGCUCAAUCAAGCUGACAAGGUGACAUAUGAUCGAAUCAAGGCCCAUCCCAUCAAUAUCAACGAUCUAAUAGUCAACCAUUACAUUGAUAUGUUGCGACAUUUGAUUGACAUUGGUGCUACACUUGAUCUGAGCACCGUCGACAAAUUGCCAGAGUACCAGAACAAUCCAAGCAUUCAAUCAUUAGUCGCUCAAUACAAGGAACAAAGAGAUAACAACCUCAAGAGAAUGAAUGAUGGCUCA